AUGGUUGCUGUAGUCGAGCCUCUCUGGAAUGUCAAAGUGGAUGCAUCGAAAUGUGCACAGAAGUGUUACAGAGAAUCCACGUGUGUCUCUUUCUUCCACAACGCUUUGACUGGUGCCUGUCAAGGACACUCAAGGAUCUUCAACAGCCACGAGAACCUGGUUCCCAAACCUGGCUUCAAGUACUCGCUGGAUGGUCUUUACGCUAACAAUGCUACUUACACUGACUGUACAGAUAUCAUGACUCGCUUUCCUUCUCUGAAGUCUGGCAUCUACACCCUCCAGCCUGAUGGACAAGACCAGUUCCAAGCCUACUGUGUUUCCAGCAUAGGUACAUGGACGUUGAUCCAAAGACGUCAGGACGGCUCCGAAAACUUCUUCAGAACCUGGAACGAAUACAAGGAAGGGUUUGGCGACCUGAAUGGCGAGUUCUGGCUUGGCAAUGAAAAGGUGUGGCGUGUGGUCAAGGGACGACAGUUCGAGUUAAAAAUAAAGCUCUGGGACUUUCAAGAUGAUACGAGAAUGGCUCACUACCAAAGCUUCUCCAUAGGUAGUCUGGCUGAGAACUAUAAACUGAAAAUCUCUGGCUUCUCCGGCAACGCAGGCGACUCCAUGGAGAUAAGUAACGGACGCGCAUUCUCCGCCAGAGAUCGUGACCUUGAUGAAAAUGCAAGUAACUGUGCGCAAAGGUACAAAGGAGGUUGGUGGUACAACUCAUGUCACCAAGCAAACCUGAAUGGAGAAUACAACAAUACAAAUUAUGCUGAGGGCAUCGUCUGGUACCACUGGCACGGCCAUAUGUACUCUUUGAAAAGAACGGAGAUGAGAAUACGACCCUGUUGUUGAGAUAUAAUACCCAUCAAAAGUUUAGACUCACUAGUGAAAAUGUAGACACUUGCUUCAGUCAACGGUUCUAAACUAAAUAUUCCAUCAUGUUUAAAGGUGCUGUUUACACAUGAACUGAUGUAUUGUAAAUUAAAUUCGUAACGUUGAAAAGA
Molecule: messenger RNA, 995 nt
Organism: Haliotis rubra (blacklip abalone)
Lineage: Eukaryota; Metazoa; Mollusca; Gastropoda; Lepetellida; Haliotidae
Product: fibrinogen C domain-containing protein 1-like
Exons: 5
Coding region: 1-843 (280 amino acids)
Source: RefSeq, a predicted model, not a curated record